Terrapene triunguis (Three-toed box turtle) is the source of this 1508-nucleotide messenger RNA. It is a transcript of the gene PROC, whose product is annotated as protein C, inactivator of coagulation factors Va and VIIIa. The transcript has 9 exons. Gene Ontology annotation, cellular component: extracellular region. Bases 93 to 1400 code for a protein of 435 amino acids. The record is from RefSeq and is a predicted model, not a curated record. NCBI's taxonomy places the organism in Eukaryota, Metazoa, Chordata, Testudines, Emydidae. Gene Ontology annotation, biological process: blood coagulation; proteolysis. Gene Ontology annotation, molecular function: calcium ion binding; serine-type endopeptidase activity.
UUUGAAGUUAGGGAUUAACUAGCCUCCACCAGUGCUCAUGGCAGAAGAGUAGAGAGCUGUGAUUCAAACUGGUCGGUGUGCCGUUCUGCACUAUGUGGAGGCUCUGUACUCUGUGUGUGUUGGUGGCUGCCUGCUCUGUGCACCAUGGACACGGGGCUUCAGUAUUUUACAGCAGCAAAGAUGCAAACCAAAUCCUGAAAAUCCAGAAGCGGGCAAACUCUUUUCUGGAGGAGCUCAAGCCAGGCUCUGUGGAGCGAGAAUGUAAUGAGGAGCAGUGUGACUUGGAGGAGGCCCAUGAGAUAUUUGAAACCAGGGAAGCAACUCUAAACUUUUGGACUAAGUAUGUUGAUGGAGAUCAGUGUUUAUCCAAUCCUUGUUUCAAUGGGACCUGUCUGGACAAUAUUGGACGAUUUAACUGUAUUUGUAACCAAGGCUGGGAGGGACGCCUGUGCCAACAUGAGGCUAACUACACCAACUGCUCCACUUACAAUGGGGGAUGUGAACAUUUCUGUCAUGAGGAUCCGAAGCAGAGCCAGCGCCGCUAUUGCAGCUGUGCCUCAGGGUAUCAGCUGAUGGACGACCAUUCCAAGUGCGAGCCCGUUGUGGAGUUCCCCUGCGGAAGGGUGAAGGCAGAUCGCAUGGAGCUCAAACCAGGUGUCCAAAUUCGACUCAUUGCAGGGAAAAUGGGGAAAAAAGGAGACAGCCCCUGGCAGACCAUGCUGCUAGAUGGCAGGGGAAAGUUUAAGUGCGGAGGUGUUCUCAUCCAUCCCUCCUGGGUUCUAACGGCAGCACACUGCGUUGAGGAGAAAGGGAGGUUCAAAGUAAGACUUGGGAAAUACCACCGUCUGCGGCAUGAGGAAACGGAGGAAACCAUUGUGGUUGACAAGCUAGUGAGCCAUGAAAACUACAGCAAGGAGACCUCCGAUAAUGACAUAGCCAUGCUGCAUCUGGCUCAGCCCAUGAUUUUCAACAAAUUCGUGCUCCCUGUUUGCCUUCCCACCAAGAAACUGGCAGAGCAGGAGCUGACAGCGAAUGGGAAGCAGAUGGUGGUGACUGGCUGGGGGAGCAAAAGUGGUGACUCCUCGAAUUACUCUGUUGUUCUGAGUUACAUCGAAAUCCCCAUGGUCCCACAGAGUGAGUGUGCCCAAGCCAUGAGGCAUGACAUCUCUGAGAACAUGCUGUGUGCAGGGAUUAUUGGAGACAAGCAGGAUGCCUGUGGUGGGGACAGUGGAGGCCCCAUGAUCACUAAGUUCAAGAACACUUGGUUCCUAGUGGGACUGGUGAGCUGGGGAGAAGGUUGUGGGAAACUGGAGAAGUUUGGAGUCUACACCAAAGUCAGCCAAUACCUGGAGUGGAUCCACCAGCAAAUUAAAACAAUGGACGUCUCAUCUAAGGGCUGAUUCUCAUUAAGAGGAAUUGGGACCACUGUGGCCAUAUGCUAGUGACAAUACACAGUACAAUGUGCUGUCAUGUCUUCUGGUAUUAAAGCUAGAGUAUAUAAAGCAAGA